AUGGCCUUCUUCGGUGUCACACACCUGGGUUAUCAAAACCCAACAGGUGAUAAGAUGAUAGUGAAUCCCAGAGCAGCAGCUCAUCCUCGGGAUGGUGGGAACAUCAGAUCAGGACCGUCUCCAUCUCUUCAAGAACACCAGGGACCCCUCAGAUGUACAGACACAUGCAACGUUUACCACCAGCCUCUUCACUACAGCGCUGACAUGCACCAAGGGAGCCAUGAGCGAUACAAAGAGAUGGUCAAACGGCUUCAAAUACCCAGAUCCCCUCACCAGCUGUACAUAAUGCCUCUAACGGAGAACCAGAAGUAUGGAUGGACACUGUGCAGGAGUCCUGAACCAUGGACUCAAGUCAAACGGUUUCCCCAAACGUACAGUGAGAUGUCAAAGUUUGUUAAAGAAAUGUCAACAACAGACCGGGAGUUCAGCCUAUUCUGA
Anarrhichthys ocellatus (wolf-eel) is the source of this 438-nucleotide messenger RNA. RefSeq names its product sperm microtubule inner protein 11 (gene spmip11). Bases 1 to 438 code for a protein of 145 amino acids. The transcript has 4 exons. Lineage: Eukaryota; Metazoa; Chordata; Actinopteri; Perciformes; Anarhichadidae. The record is from RefSeq and is a predicted model, not a curated record.